This is a messenger RNA of Stylophora pistillata, 669 nucleotides long. RefSeq lists its product as uncharacterized. Lineage: Eukaryota; Metazoa; Cnidaria; Anthozoa; Scleractinia; Pocilloporidae. The record is from RefSeq and is a predicted model, not a curated record.
GAAACAAAAGGAAACGAAAGCGCAGUGUUCCAGAAAGUUUAGAUACAUCUGAGAAAGAGUCCGACGAGCCAUUACAAAAAUCCCAUUGUUUAAUCAUGGAGACAAAUUUACACCAAACUGAUGAGCCGUUGCCAAAAGUCCCAUGCUUGGCUGUUGAGAAAACUGAUUCAUCCACAGCAAAGGUGACGAUUGAGCAUAUGAUUCCACUCGGUGAACCGAAUGACUCAUGGACUUCAACAGACAAGGGAAUAUCCCCAGAAGCUGAAGGAAAGACCAGGAAACGAAAGCGCAGGGCUCCAGAAAGUUUAGAUACAUCUGAGAAAGAGUGUGACGAGCCAUUGCGAAAAUCUCGAUGUUUAGUCGCGGAGACAAAUGACAAAUUUCCACAAGCUGAAGAGCCGGAUUCUCAUAAAAAUGUCGCUAGAGUUAAAGUGGAAAAUUCCGCAAAUCCAGAAGCUCUGGAGUAUGCUCAUUUGUGUCUCAGAAAUGCUUAUCACGCACUCCUUGGUGCCGGGAUCCUGGAACAUCGAGCAGCCGUGAUGGCCCCAGAAAAUGUAACCAUCCAACCUCAGGUUAGCAAAGCCAUCAGAUUUGAUCUGAUUAUUUAUGAACAUUAUGUCCGAACAUUUUUUGAAAUCGUCACUUACUCCAAGUGGGACAGCUCAACCG